AUGGCAGCAGCAGCCACGGGGAGCCCGGCGCCGCUCCCGGCACUGGACGGCCGUGUGGCGCUGGUGACGGGCGGCUCCCGCGGCAUCGGCCGGGAGGUGUCCUCCCAGCUGGCCGCCCUGGGCGCGGGCGUCGUGAUCAACUACGCCUCCGACUCCGCCAAGGCCUCCGCGCUCGCCGCAGAGCUCAACGCCGGCACCGCCUCCUCCCGCGCCGUGGCUGCGCAGGCCGACGUGUCCGACCCAUCCGCCGUCCGCACGCUCUUUGACCGCGCCGAGGAGGCCUUCGGCUCCCCGCCCCACAUCGUGGUCGCCUGCGCAGGCCUCCUCAACCCCAAGUACCCGUCCCUGGGGGCCAUUUCGGCGCGACUAGGCGAAUAG
This is a messenger RNA of Brachypodium distachyon (stiff brome), 378 nucleotides long. Its product is annotated as NADPH-dependent aldehyde reductase-like protein, chloroplastic. Lineage: Eukaryota; Viridiplantae; Streptophyta; Magnoliopsida; Poales; Poaceae. Bases 1 to 378 code for a protein of 125 amino acids. The record is from RefSeq and is a predicted model, not a curated record. The transcript has a single exon.